AUGACCCCCAAACCCCCCCUCCUCAUAAUCCUCGGCGCAACCGGGACCGGGAAAUCCCAACUAGCAAUAAACCUCGCCCUCCGCUUCAACGGCGAGAUCAUCAACGGCGACGCCAUGCAGAUGUACCACGGCCUCCCCAUCGUAACCAACAAAGUAACUCCCUCCGAAGCCCUUGGCAUCCCACACCACCUCCUCUCCGAGAUCCCGCUCGACGCUGAACCGUGGCGCGUCGGGCGCUUCAGGAAGGAAGCUAGCAAGGUAAUUGCCGAGAUUAGGAGUAGAGGGAAAAUACCCGUGGUGGUGGGAGGCACGCAUUAUUAUACGCAGAGUCUAUUAUUCUCUGAUGGACUGGUGGCUGGGGACGAAGCAGGAGAGGAGGAGAUGGGGGUCGAGGAGAUUAGAGAGAGGUGGCCGAUUCUAGAGGCCGAGACGGGGGAGAUGCUGGAGUGGUUGAGGGAGGUUGAUCCCGGGAUGGCGGAGCGGUGGCAUCCGCGGGAUAGGCGGAAGAUUCGGCGGUCGUUGGAGAUUUUUUUGAUGACGGGGAGGAAGGCUUCCGAUAUCUAUGCUGAGCAGGUGGCGAGGAAGACGGAGACGGAUCUUUCGUCCACGCUGCUGUUUUGGGUGCAUGCUGAUUCGAACGUUUUGAAGAAAAGGUUAGAUGGUAGAGUUGACAAGAUGCUGGAAAAUGGGAUGUUGGACGAGGUUAAAUCCUUGGAUACGUUCCUUCAUAAUCAAGAACGACCUAUUGACCGAACGAGGGGAAUUUGGGUCUCGAUUGGGUGGAAGGAGUUCGAACCUUACCUCACGGCCUUGAAAUCGGGCACAGCGACAGAAGAGGAACUUAGAACUGCCUUUGACCUCUCAAUUGAGCAAACGAAAGCCGCAACGCGGCAAUACGCAAAACGGCAAACGCGCUGGAUAAGACUUAAACUGCUCCCCGCGCUAACGGAGGAGGAUGCUCUUAAACAACUUUAUGUUUUGGAUGGGACUGAUAUCUCGCAAUGGGAUGAGAAUGUUUCUGAGAAAGCGGCGGAGAUCACGGAGAAGUGGCUAAAGGGCGAGGAAAUGCCGGCUCCGGAAGAGGUUUGUGCGGCGGCGAAGGAGAUACUGGGAGAGGUGGGGGAGGUCAGGAGUGAGUGGCCGAGAAGGGAAUGUGGGAUGUGUGGUGUUACGGCUGUUACGGAGGUGCAGUGGGUGACGCAUUUGAAGAGUCGGAAGCAUAGGGGGGCGUCGAAGAGGGUGGCUAAGAAGGAGAGGGGCUCUGACUUCAACAUCUCUAAAUCUGAGGUUGAGGAUACGCCUUGA
Molecule: messenger RNA, 1305 nt
Organism: Mollisia scopiformis
Lineage: Eukaryota; Fungi; Ascomycota; Leotiomycetes; Helotiales; Mollisiaceae
Product: tRNA isopentenyltransferase
Exons: 2
Coding region: 1-1305 (434 amino acids)
Biological process (GO): tRNA modification
Cellular component (GO): mitochondrion
Molecular function (GO): ATP binding; tRNA dimethylallyltransferase activity
Source: RefSeq, a predicted model, not a curated record